This is a messenger RNA of Aspergillus sclerotioniger CBS 115572, 514 nucleotides long. RefSeq names its product acyl carrier protein (gene acpA). The record is from RefSeq and is a predicted model, not a curated record. The transcript is spliced from 6 exons. The coding region runs from base 83 to 496 and encodes 137 amino acids. Gene Ontology annotation, molecular function: acyl binding; acyl carrier activity. NCBI's taxonomy places the organism in Eukaryota, Fungi, Ascomycota, Eurotiomycetes, Eurotiales, Aspergillaceae. Gene Ontology annotation, cellular component: mitochondrion. Gene Ontology annotation, biological process: fatty acid biosynthetic process.
CCUCCCAUCACCACCACCACCCGCUUCUUUCCAUUUCCCCCCACCUCUCCUCCCACCUCUUCUCUUUGGUAUCUCGUCCAUCAUGUUCCGCUCCGCUAUCGUCCGCUCCCUCCGGGCCUCCGCCCCCCGUGCCGUCAAGACCUCGGCUCCCUUCCAGAUCCGUAGCUCUGCUGUCGCUCGCCCGGCUCAAUUCUCCCCUCGCUUCGCCUACCAGGGUGUCAGACUCUACUCCGCUCCCGCCGGUCUCAACAAGGAGGAGGUUGAGGGUCGGAUAGUCAACCUUCUGAAGAACUUUGACAAGGUUUCCGAUGCUAGCAAGAUCAACGGUGCUUCUCACUUCGCCAACGACCUCGGCCUGGACAGCCUGGAUACCGUUGAGGUCGUCAUGGCCAUCGAGGAGGAAUUCAGCAUUGAGAUCCCCGACAAGGAUGCCGAUGGCAUCCACGGUGUUGACAAGGCUGUUGAGUACAUCCUUGCCCAGCCCGAUGCCCACUAAAUACGAACGUAAUGCGAG